GGCCAGAGAGGGAGCCAAUUUGGAGAGCUCGAUGGCUUGACGAGUUGGAUGGUUAGUCAGUUGAAGAGUUAUUUUGCUGUUAAGUACUCAAAUUUUGGCUUAACGGGUAAUUCGGCUAGUCUUUUACUCAGUUCAAUAUUAUUACUAAGAAAAAAAUGCAUGUAUUAAUGUGUGUAUAUACAUACUAGUGGUCUUUCUGAGAUUAUAACAAUGACAAGCGUUUUUAAAGAUAGGUGACGAAAAGAGACAAUAUCGGAAUAGUCCAUCCGCUUCAACCAAAUAUAUGUGUUAGUUGUCCAAUGUACAUAAGGCCUCGUUUGUUUCCUUUUUAUUUUAGGGAAUUGGAAUUUAACUAAUAGAGUUGGAUACUUUUUUAAAAUAUAACAUUUCACAACUUUCAAAAGUUUAUAUUUAAGACUAUCUUAAAUUUAUGGGGUGAGAGAUGGAAAUUGAUUCUAUAGAUUUACAUGAUAUUUUUCUAAUGUACAACUUAUAGCAUACUCUUCUACUUGCUUCUUUAUAGCAUAAAUGUAGUGUAUACCUAUUUCUCUCAUAUGAUUUAGGAUGAUAUACAAAUAUACAUAUACUUCAAUUCCAACGAAACAAAACAAACGGGGCCUAACUGGAAAUUUACUCAAAAAAGCUAUAGUAGCCCACGAAUGUAAUUUGAUUAAUGGCUGCAACCUAUAUGCUUAUCUUGUCGAUUGUCUAAAGUUGAUGAACUCGUCUAUACUUAAAUCAAAAAGAUUCAGCGCAUGCAGACUAUAACAAGAAAAAUAUGGGUGCGUAGUUUCAUUUUUGUAUGCUAUAACUAUAUUUAGUUAUGAUAAGUUUUGGAAGCAACGCCUAUGAGUUUCACUCUCUUUCCUUCAAAACUCCUAUUUCACUCAAGUUGCUCUGCUUAUGUGCAGCUUACUAAAGAAGAACAAACUCAGGGUAGAUAGAAUAAUCCAAUCACCUUCAUUUAGAAUAAACUAUGAAAUGAUGCCCAUGAUAGUAAUAAUAAUUUUCUUGACACGAGGAAAAAGUUUGUGUUUCAUACAUAGAAAUCAGAACCUACGCUAUUGUGUUCAUUGAAUGCCUAAGUAAUUAAUAAUUAGUUAUAGUGCAAAGCUAGUUGGAGUCAAAUCAACCAAUGAUGAGUUAGAAUUACUCAUGAAUGUUACCGUGGGCAUGAAGCCAUAAACUAACGGUUACGCAUCAAUGUUACAGAGGACACGAGGCCAUAAACUAAUGAACCACAUAUCAAUAUCAUAACUAUGCUAAAGAUCGAUUGAUACCUAUCUAGUGGUAACAUAAUAGGUUUAGAAAGCAAUGCCUAUGGGUUUCAGAAAACUCCCAUGUCAUUGAAGUUGCUCUGCUUUUGUGCAACUUUACUAAAUCAGGGCAAACUAAAAGGAUAAUGAAUAGUUAGUUAUAGAGUGGUUGUCAAAUCAACCAUUAGGGAGUUAGAAUUACUCAACAAUGUUACAAAGGCCAUGAAUACACAGACUAACAAUUACACAUCAAUCUUACAAAGGGCGUGAAGCCAUAAACUAACGAACCAUGUAUCGAUAUCAUUGCUAUGUUAAAGUGUUCAUCAGUUGAUACCUACUAGGCUGUCUCCAACAGGUAUCCUAUCCCAUCCCCUAUUUCAAACUCUACUCUACAAAUAUUGUUAUGUACAAUACAAAUCCCCUGUUUUACAUGAUCUGAUGUGAACAACCUUACCCUCGUUGAGUGCGUUGUGCCAGGGUCACUGGGACGCGAACAUCACCCCCACUAGAUCAGCCUUGCUUGUGUUGAUGUACAUGUGUAGCCCACGAUCACCCCUAUAUGACAAUGUUUUGGCUUCGUGGUAUCAUGUAUAGCUUUAAUUUAUAUGUAGUCGGUCAAGGCUUGUGACUCCAUCUGACCAUCUCCAUAGAGGCAUCAAAUAGGCAUAUAUUAUUAUGGCAAGUUGCAACAACAAAAUCUAGAUGAGUCGGUGGGAUUCUGAAAUUUUGGUGGGUCUUAUCAUUGUGUGGAGUUGACACAGUUGCACUAGGCCAUAUAAAGUCAUAAAACACCGCCUAUGAAUACACAAAGAAACAUAUACUCCAUAUGUCCCAAAUUAAAAUCUGUUUUAGGUAAUUAAUGGAUUCAUACAAUACUUGAUGUAUGUGUUAUAUAUAUGUAUAGAUUCAUCAUCACCCAUUUAAAUAUAUACAAAAAACUAAGAGCUAAAACAAACACUAUUUUAGGACAUAGGGGGUAUAUUAUAGAUAAAAGGGAUGAAAAUAGCAAUACCAUAUCAUAAAUAAAGGUGUAACAUGACAUUCUCUAUCUCCUUGAAAUUAUUUUGCCUCCUUGCUAUUAUACCAUCUAUGUCUAUAAUUUGUGGUGUCUUGAUUUAUGAAGCCUAUAAAUUAAUAAUAAUGAUAAAAACUGCAAAUAGAUCCUCCUCUUAGCACAUUGUAUAUUUUGCAAAUGUCAUGCUAUAACAUGACAUUUGCCACCUUUGGCACAAAGAGCCACGAUGCCACACCUCUUUGCCUAAGAAGGCUUAAUGAUAACUUUAAAAGAAGAUGUAAACUUACUCCAAGAAUAAAUAUUAGAAAAGAAAAUGAUUUUUCUUGCUUAACACUCUAUUAUUCUUCUCCUAAAAAUUUCGCAACCCAAAUUGAUGUCCUCUCCUCCCGCAAAGAUGGCUGCCUGGAGAACAAUUUUUUAUAAAAAAAUUGAGCCCAGUUUUCGGUUUCUCAGUUUUUAAAGAAUUUGUUCGAGUAUACACAAUAAUUCAUCUUUAAAAGUUUUUAGCCUGUCUUCAAUAAUUAUUUUUUGGUAGCAACGUUUUAGCAUCUUUUGGAUUUGCUCUAAAGCAGUGUACGCGUAGCGAAAACAGCGCAGGAUCCCUUGCCGUCCUAAGGUCCCCCGCACACGCAGAAGGCAGAGCGCCGCCUCGUGACUCCGCCUCGUUUCCAUCCCCGCCGCACAUCGCCUACCGGCACGAACCCCAAAGCAUGCAGCGGCGGUCGCACACAGCCCAGCAGGUCGGUCCGAGGGUUUUAGAAGCCACCACCGAUCGGUACGGCCGCACGCACCCAUUCAACCGCCCGUCGCCCAUCGUCUUCUCCACCGAGUCGCCAAAAGAAAAAGGGUAAAAGCGUGCGUGGCGGAGAGGUGGAGGAGGAGCAGCGAAGCAAAAGCUCACCGAGUGAAGAAGUGUUGUCCGAAGGUGUGGAUAAGGCCGACGCGGUUGGAGGCUCCGGCGUCGCAGAAAGCGGGACGCUUGUCGCCGGCGUAGCUCCAGGCGGCGGAGGAGGACUGCUGGUGGACUUGCUCGGCUGCCUAGGGUUUCGGGCUGCCAGCCUGCCGUCUCGGAGGCCGCAAGCCUAAUGCCUGCAGACAUUUUGAGGCUUUAUAAGCGACAGACCGGUCCCACUCGCUCUAUCGUCAUCUCCACCAAGUCGAAAAAAAGGAAAGGGGCAAAUCAGCGGCGGCGGAGCAAAGGAAAGCUUUUGGCAGAUAGAUGGUGGAUAAGGUGAAGGUGGUUGGUGCCCCUGGAAAAAGGAAGAAUGCCUUUUGCGGGGAUAGCUUCGGAAGGAUGACUGCAGGUGGUGGCGCUGGUGCUUGGUUGCCUAGGGUUUCAGGCCAGCCGGCUGACUUGGAGGCGGCAAGUGUAAUGGCUACUGAGAGUGCUGUCAGAUUAAUUGGUGGAACGGGAGCUAGGGACUGGAGUAAGGGAUUUGGUGCAUUCGACUCUUCAGUGGGUGCCCUUUCAGGGGAAGACUUGGGAUUUGUAGAUAAUGAUGCUGGGGUUUAUGGGGGCUGGAGCAAAUCUGUUCCAAAUCGCAGUGGAAGCGCGCCACCUAGCAUGGAAGGAUCUCUUGCUGCUCUUGGCCAUCUCAUUGGCCAGCAGAGUGGGAGCUUUGAAGCUAGUUUGGCAACCUUGGAUAACAUAACUGACAGUUCCAAGUCUGAGGAGCAAGUACUUGCUGAUCCAGCAUAUUUUGAGUAUUAUGGCUCCAAGGUGAAUCUGAAUCCAAGGCUCCCUCCCCCACUUAUUUCAAGGGAGAGCCGCCGAUUAAUGAACCGUGUUGGCAAGGCCAAAGAGUGGAGGGUGGUCUCUCAAGAUAACAGCAACAAAGACUCUAUAUACAUUCCUCGAUCCACAUUGUCAACUCACAAAGAAGAACCUGAGGAUGAUAAAUCUCCAAGAUUGGAUUUAAGUUCAGUGGAGGAUGCCCAGAUUAUCUCCAGUGCAUCCAACUUUCAGAGCCAGGAUUUUAUGCUGGAGAGCUUUCGACAGAGUGCUGCUUCUUUGCCUAACAGUUCAUCUUCUAACCCUUCAAAUAUCAAUACUGGUGAUUCUAUGCCUGUAUAUUCUGACAUAAAUUUGUCAGUUGAUGCUGUCAAGCAAUCAGACUUGAACUCCUGGACACCAAAAAGGCCACUGAAAAGUACUGUUAGCAAUGAUGUUUCAUCGCUGCCCCUUUCCAGUUCAUCAUCAUAUUCUGGUAGAAAACCUGGUAUGCAAACUUCUCAGCAAGAAAAGGCGGCUGUAGACACCAAACAUGGAAAUGUUGUGCUUGGCAGUGGUGCAGCUGUUUCUGAACUUGAUAAUGUGGACUCCAGUAUGAACAAUUUGAUGAUAAGUUUGGAUGGCCAUGCAUCCUCACCUGUCAAGCAGAAGUGGCAGGACAAUGUCUUGUGGCAGUAUGGCUCCUUUCUCCCAGCCCAAGGUGAUCCUACUCAAGGAAUCCAUCUUCCCCAUGUACCUUCUAUUGAUAACCUGUCUCAUGCUCAGCUCAAGUUACCUGCUGGUGACAUGCACCAGUUUUUACCGCAGCCUAGUAUGACAACACCUUUCUAUACACCAAAUUCGUUUGGAAACCCUUAUUAUCCGAAUUUGCACCCUGGUAAUGCUUUUCCAACCUCAAUUGGAACUGGAGGGUACGCUGUAAGUGGUUCCAUUUUGCCACCUUUUGUGGCUGGCUUUGCUCCCCAAGGUCCUCUUGCUACACCUCUCGACAGUCCUAUGACUCCAAGCUUUAGUGGUAGGCCAUCUGGAUUUUCUCCAGCAGGGAAUCUUACAGGGGGAACAGAGUUUAUGCAGUCAUAUAAAGUAUACGGACAACCUGGGGCUGGUAUGCAGCCAUCCAUUCCCGAUUCGAACUUUAUUCAUUUCUUUCAGCAUCCCUCUUUAUUUCAGUAUACUGGUGGAAAUCAAUACAAUACAAUGGGUCCAAGAUUUACUGUUGUGAAUCCAACUGAAAGCUUUGAUCCACAAAAGAUGAUACAUCAAGCUGCAUAUCCAUCUGAUCAGAGGCUUCCACUUCCAAGAACUGGCUUUCCUAAUUCUCCUACAUCCAGAAGAGGAGGGACUGUUCCAAAUUAUCAAGGCAUAUCAUCCUAUGUUGGAGGGCCGAUGACUUAUCCUACAAGUCCAGUGUUUCAGGGACAAACCUUGCCUGGAGUAUUGCCUCCUGAUAGGAGAAAUGACCCUGUUGGAUUUCAGUCCCCCUCAAGAAACAUCACCGAUAGUCCUGGGAUUCAAAGGCAGCGAGACAGACAGAAGUUUGAUGAAUCAAAAACUUGCUCUUUCUUAGAAGAGUUGAAGUCCAACAGAGCCCGCAGGGUUGAACUAUCUGACAUCACAGGUCGUAUAAUUGAAUACAGUGCUGACCAACAUGGUAGCCGAUUCAUUCAACAGAAGUUGGAAAAUUGCACUGCCGAAGAGAAGGCAUAUGUGUUUGCAGAGGUUCUUCCUCAUGCUUCAUCACUAAUGACUGACGUUUUCGGGAAUUAUGUGAUCCAGAAGUUUUUUGAACAUGGAACUCGUGAGCAAAGGAGGGAUCUUGCUACCAAGCUCGUUGGUCAUGUUUUGCCUCUGAGUCUUCAGAUGUAUGGCUGCCGUGUAAUCCAGAAGGCUCUUGAAGUUAUGGAACUUGACCAGAAAAUAGAUCUAGUUCAUGAGCUUGAUGGACAUGUUAUGAGAUGUGUUCGUGAUCAAAAUGGAAAUCACGUUAUACAAAAGUGCAUUGAGUGUGUCCCUACAGAACAUAUUGGUUUUGUAGUAUCUGCUUUUCAGGGACAAGUUGCUAGCCUUUCAAUGCACCCAUAUGGCUGCCGUGUAAUUCAGAGAGUUUUGGAGCACUGCGGUGGUACCUCACAAAGCCAGUGCAUAGUAGAUGAGAUAUUGCAGUCGGCGUGCGUCCUUGCGCAAGAUCAGUAUGGCAACUAUGUUACACAGCAUGUUCUAGAAAGAGGAAAUGCUCAUGAGAGGAGCCAAAUUAUUAUUAAAUUGGCUGGGCAGGUUGUUACCAUGAGCCAAAAUAAAUUUGCAUCAAAUGUGAUAGAGAAGUGUUUUCAACAUGGUGAUAUGGCGGAGCGGGAUCUCUUGAUCAGGCAGAUUGUGGAGCAGACAGAGGGCAAUGACAAUUUGCUGGCAAUGAUGAAGGACCAGUAUGCGAAUUACGUGGUCCAGAAGAUACUCGAAACAUGCAAUGAGAACCAGCGGGAACUCCUGGUCAGCCGUGUCAAGGGCCACAUGCAAGCAUUGAGGAAGUACACAUACGGCAAGCACAUUGUAAGCCGAGUUGAGCAGCUCUGCGGCGACGGAACCGCCGAGCCGGAUUCUUGAAAUGAACCCGCCUAAUUCUUCCCAGGCCAGGGGUGUGAGGGUGUCUUGUUCUUUUGCUCAGUCCAUCAGUGGAGAAAGCAGAACAGAUCAAGUCCACCUCUGGUGCUUCCAAACAGACUAACAAAACUGUCAUCGAAGAUUGUAUAGGUGUGACUCGCUUCAGGAUAGUCUUGAGGUUCUAGAACAGGAACUUAGUGGUGUGCAUCAGUGUAUCUAUGUUAGGGUGUGCCUAUUUACAGAAUAACAGUGGUUGGCUAGCUGUGUGCAGAAGGGAGUUUAGCGUUAUGGUUUGUAUGUGAUACAUAUUAUGCCUGGUAAUGUAUUUGCUUUCUUGCAUCGCCAGUUGUGGGGUAAAUGCAAUGUUCACGCAUUGUCCUGA
This is a messenger RNA of Zea mays, 6983 nucleotides long. RefSeq names its product pumilio homolog 3. Gene Ontology annotation, cellular component: cytoplasm. The transcript is spliced from 11 exons. The coding region runs from base 3491 to 6604 and encodes 1037 amino acids. Lineage: Eukaryota; Viridiplantae; Streptophyta; Magnoliopsida; Poales; Poaceae. The record is from RefSeq and is a predicted model, not a curated record. Gene Ontology annotation, molecular function: mRNA binding. Gene Ontology annotation, biological process: post-transcriptional regulation of gene expression.